Messenger RNA from Penicillium chermesinum, 1065 nucleotides. RefSeq names its product replication factor C subunit 5. The record is from RefSeq and is a predicted model, not a curated record. The transcript is spliced from 6 exons. Gene Ontology annotation, biological process: DNA-templated DNA replication; DNA repair. Bases 1 to 1065 code for a protein of 354 amino acids. Lineage: Eukaryota; Fungi; Ascomycota; Eurotiomycetes; Eurotiales; Aspergillaceae. Gene Ontology annotation, cellular component: Elg1 RFC-like complex; Rad17 RFC-like complex; Ctf18 RFC-like complex. Gene Ontology annotation, molecular function: DNA clamp loader activity; ATP hydrolysis activity; DNA binding.
AUGGCUCUUCUUGUCGACAAAUUGCGCCCUCGGUCGCUUGAAUCACUCUCAUACCAUCCGGAACUCUCAGAUCGACUUCGCUCGCUGGCUCAAAGCGGCGAUUUCCCACAUUUACUAGUCUACGGCCCAUCAGGCGCUGGCAAGAAGACCCGCAUCAUCGCAACCCUUAAGGAACUAUACGGCCCAGGUGUAGAAAAGAUCAAGAUCGACGCCCGCGUCUUCCAGACCACCAGCAACCGCAAGCUCGAAUUCAACAUUGUGUCCUCCGUCUACCACCUCGAGAUCACCCCCGCAGAUGUCGGAAACUACGACCGGGUCGUGGUUCAGGAGUUGUUAAAGGAGGUCGCCCAGACACAACAGGUCGAUCUCGCCGCGAAGCAGCGAUUCAAGGUCGUCGUGAUCAACGAAGCCGACUACCUCACUCGCGAUGCACAGGCAGCCUUGCGUCGUACGAUGGAGAAAUACAGUCCCAACCUCCGCUUAAUUCUCCUGGCGAACAGCACCUCCAACAUUAUUGCCCCCAUUCGUUCGCGAACUUUGCUGGUCAGAGUCGCUGCUCCCACUGAGAAUGAAAUCUGUUCCGUCCUGCGGACGGCUGCGAAGAGAGAGGGGUGGACUGAGGCCGAGGGACUGAACCAGAGGAUUGCCAAGGAGAGUGGGCGGAACUUGCGCCGUGCGCUGCUGAUGCUCGAGGCUAUCUAUGCGCAAAAUGAGAAAGUAACCGAUAAGACUCCAAUCCCGCCCCCAGACUGGGAGGCUCUUAUUGCUGUAGUUGCAAAUGAGAUCUUGGAGGAUCGCUCGCCUGCUCGGUUACUUCAAGUCCGUUCGCGGUUAUACGAUCUUUUGACUCACUGCAUUCCUCCAACCACAGUCCUGAAGGUCUUGACUUUCAAACUCGUUGAAAAGGUCGAUGACGCACUUAAACCGGAAGUCAUCAAGUGGUCUGCGUUCUACGAGCACCGAAUCAAGCAAGGAAGCAAAGUAAUCUUCCAUCUCGAGGCCUUUGUGGCCAAGUUCAUGCGUAUCUUUGAAAGUUAUUUGAUGGGUAUGGGCUUUGAUUUCUGA